AUGGAGUCCGGCCUCGUCGCAAGCCACCGCCUCCGCCUCCCGCCCCUCCCCUCCGCCACCGCCCAUGCCCACCUCCUCCGCCACCGCCGCCUCGCCCUCGCCGCCACGCCCCUCCGCCUCCCCACCACCACCCCGACCCCUCUCCGCCAGCCCGCCGCGCUCCCGCUCCGCCCCUGCCUAAAGCCUCUCCGCGCCGCCUCCCUCGCCUCCCCGGCCCCCGCGCCCGCGCCGGACGACUCCCGCAAAUUCCUCGGCGUCGACCUGCUCACGCUCAAGAAGAUCGUGCCCCUGGGCCUCAUGUUCUUCUGCAUCCUCUUCAACUACACCAUCCUGCGCGACACCAAGGACGUGCUCGUCGUCACCGCCAAGGGCAGCAGCGCCGAGAUCAUCCCCUUCCUCAAGACCUGGGUCAACCUCCCCAUGGCCAUCGGCUUCAUGCUCCUCUACUCCAAGCUCGCCGACGUGCUCUCCAAGGAGGCGCUCUUCUACACCGUCAUCUUCCCCUUCAUCGCCUUCUUCGGCGUAUUCGGGUACGUGCUAUACCCUAUGCGCGACGCCAUCCACCCCACCGCGCUAGCAGACCGCCUACUCGCCUCGCUCGGCCCCAGCUUCCUCGGACCCGUCGCCAUCCUGCGCGUCUGGAGUUUCUGCCUCUUCUACGUCAUGGCUGAGCUAUGGGGAAGCGUCGUUAUCUCCGUUCUCUUCUGGGGGUUCGCCAAUCAGAUUACUACCGUUGAAGAAGCCAAAGAGUUCUACCCACUGUUCGGGCUUGGGGCCAACGUUGCGCUCAUCUUCUCUGGUCGCACCGUGAAAUACUUCUCAAACAUGAGGCAGAAUCUGGGUCCAGGGGUGGACGGGUGGGCAAUUUCAUUGAGGGGCAUGAUGAGCAUAGUGGUUAUACUGGGUUUGGUCAUUGCCAGCAUCUACUGGGGAGUGAACAAGUUUGUUAUUGAUAAAACAUCUCUGCCAGUUGAACGGAAGAAGAAGAAUAAGCCGAAGCUUAGCAUGGGGGAGAGUCUGAAGGUGUUGGUGUCAUCUCGGUAUGUGAGGGAUCUUGCCACACUGGUCGUUGCUUAUGGUAUAAGCAUUAACCUUGUUGAGGUGACAUGGAAAUCAAAAUUGAAGGCACAGUUCCCAAGCCCUAACGAGUAUUCUUCGUUCAUGGGUGAUUUCUCAACGGCUACUGGCAUAGCUACGUUCACAAUGAUGUUGUUGGGGAGAGUGAUUUUCAGAAAAUUCGGGUGGGGAGUUGCAGCUACAAUCACCCCGGCGGUGUUGCUUGCCACCGGAGUUGGAUUCUUCUCACUGCUUUUGUUUGGUGAGCCACUGACUCCCCUUCUCGCCAAGUUCGGAAUGACGCCUUUGCUUGCUGCGGUCUUCGUUGGGGCACUGCAGAACAUUUUCAGUAAGAGUGCAAAGUACAGUUUGUUUGAUCCUUGCAAAGAGAUGGCGUACAUUCCUUUGGACGAGGACAUGAAGGUCAAAGGUAAGGCAGCAAUUGAUGUGGUAUGCAACCCACUGGGGAAAUCUGGAGGUGCCUUGAUCCAACAGUUCAUGAUCCUGUCAUUUGGAUCACUUGCGAAUUCAACGCCAUACCUUGGAGGAAUAUUGCUCGUGAUUGUUCUUGCGUGGUUGGGCGCUGUGAGGUCCCUUGACUCGCAGUUCUCUUCCCUGGCAAAGGAAGAUCUCGAGAGGGAACAAACGCUGAAAGCAGAGACAAUUGAAACAACAGCUCAAGUUGUUGGGACAGGAAAUGGUUCCCUUAACGGAAAUGGUGCUACUCCCACAAACGGUGCAGUCAUCAAACCGUCGCAAGAACCCGAGAGUACUGCCUCUGAAAAAUCUGGCCAGCAGUCUCAAUAAGUUCCCCUCCAAGAAAUUUUGUUAGUACAGGUCUUUUAAAGGAACCAAAUGUUGCUUGCUUAGGCCUGCCAUGGGGAGCUGCUAGGAAGGCAGCAAAGUGAUAAGAAAAAUAAGAUGGCAUGUUCUUCUGUUGUUGUAGCAUAUUUGACUUCACCAUGGGAGUAUCUCUAGCUGUUUGCUCAGAGUAUAUGUAGCUGUUUGGUCUGUACCGUUCGGUAGAUAUGGGACCAUUUCUCUUGAUUAUAUUACAAUUUUGCAGAAAAUCUUCUUCCAUAAAUAUAUUAUACCUAGCCCCAUGUCAUUUUUUAA
Molecule: messenger RNA, 2172 nt
Organism: Lolium rigidum
Lineage: Eukaryota; Viridiplantae; Streptophyta; Magnoliopsida; Poales; Poaceae
Product: plastidic ATP/ADP-transporter-like
Exons: 5
Coding region: 1-1863 (620 amino acids)
Biological process (GO): nucleotide transport
Cellular component (GO): membrane
Molecular function (GO): ATP:ADP antiporter activity
Source: RefSeq, a predicted model, not a curated record